AUGUUUAACUCGGUCAACCUGGGCAACUUCUGCUCGCCGUCGCGCAAGGAGAGGGGCGCUGAUUUCGGCGAGCGAGGGAGCUGCGCCUCCAACCUCUAUCUGCCCAGUUGCACUUACUACGUGCCCGAGUUCUCCACGGUCUCCUCCUUCCUGCCCCAGGCCCCCUCUCGACAGAUCUCCUACCCCUACUCAGCCCAAGUGCCCCCGGUCCGGGAGGUCUCCUAUGGCCUGGAGCCAUCCGGCAAGUGGCACCACCGGAACAGCUACUCCUCCUGCUAUGCGGCGGCCGACGAGCUCAUGCACCGGGAGUGCCUGCCUCCUUCCACGGUCACCGAGAUCCUCAUGAAAAACGAAGGCUCCUACGGCGGCCACCACCACCCCAGCGCCCCGCACGCAGCCCCCGCCGGCUUCUACUCCUCAGUCAACAAGAACAGCGUCCUGCCUCAAGCCUUCGACCGUUUCUUCGACAACGCCUACUGCGGCGGCGGCGACGCGCCGGCCGAGCCCCCCUGCCCGGGCAAGGGCGAGGCCAAGGGGGAGCCUGAGGCGCCCCCGGCCUCGGGACUAGCGUCCCGGGCUGAGGCGGGUGCCGAGGCCGAGGCCGAGGAGGAAAACACGAAUCCCAGCUCGUCCGGUUCAGCCCACUCGGCGGCCAAGGAGCCGGCCAAGGGAGCCGCCCCCAACGCCCCCCGCACCCGCAAGAAGCGCUGCCCUUAUUCGAAAUUCCAGAUCCGGGAACUCGAGCGAGAGUUUUUCUUCAACGUGUAUAUCAACAAAGAGAAGCGGCUGCAGCUGUCCCGGAUGCUGAACCUGACGGACCGACAAGUGAAAAUUUGGUUUCAGAACAGAAGAAUGAAAGAAAAAAAACUAAGCAGAGACCGGCUGCAGUAUUUCUCGGGAAACCCUCUGCUGUAA
Messenger RNA from Panthera uncia (snow leopard), 915 nucleotides. RefSeq names its product homeobox C11 (gene HOXC11). Gene Ontology annotation, cellular component: nucleus. Bases 1 to 915 code for a protein of 304 amino acids. Gene Ontology annotation, molecular function: DNA-binding transcription factor activity, RNA polymerase II-specific; RNA polymerase II cis-regulatory region sequence-specific DNA binding. The transcript is spliced from 2 exons. The record is from RefSeq and is a predicted model, not a curated record. Gene Ontology annotation, biological process: anatomical structure development; regulation of transcription by RNA polymerase II. Lineage: Eukaryota; Metazoa; Chordata; Mammalia; Carnivora; Felidae.